Molecule: messenger RNA, 4584 nt
Organism: Vidua chalybeata
Lineage: Eukaryota; Metazoa; Chordata; Aves; Passeriformes; Viduidae
Gene: ATP4A
Product: ATPase H+/K+ transporting subunit alpha
Exons: 31
Biological process (GO): intracellular sodium ion homeostasis; potassium ion import across plasma membrane; proton transmembrane transport
Cellular component (GO): membrane
Molecular function (GO): ATP binding; P-type sodium:potassium-exchanging transporter activity; ATP hydrolysis activity
Source: RefSeq, a predicted model, not a curated record
GGUCUGUCCAAAGCAGCGGCGGCCGAGCGGCUCCUGCGGGACGGGCCCAACGGCCUGUCGGAGGCGGCGGCGGCCGAGCGGCUCCUGCGGGACGGGCCCAACGGCCUGUCGGAGGCGGCGGCGGCCGAGCGGCUCCUGCGGGACGGGCCCAACGGCCUGUCGGAGGCGGCGGCGGCCGAGCGGCUCCUGCGGGACGGGCCCAACGGCCUGUCGGAGGCGGCGGCGGCCGAGCGGCUCCUGCGGGACGGGCCCAACGGCCUGUCGGAGGCGGCGGCGGCCGAGCGGCUCCUGCGGGACGGGCCCAACGGUCUGUCGGAGGCGGCGGCGGCCGAGCGGCUCCUGCGGGACGGGCCCAACGGCCUGUCGGAGGCGGCGGCGGCCGAGCGGCUCCUGCGGGACGGGCCCAACGGUCUGUCGGAGGCGGCGGCGGCCGAGCGGCUCCUGCGGGACGGGCCCAACGGCCUGUCGGAGGCGGCGGCGGCCGAGCGGCUCCUGCGGGACGGGCCCAACGGUCUGUCGGAGGCGGCGGCGGCCGAGCGGCUCCUGCGGGACGGGCCCAACGGCCUGUCGGAGGCGGCGGCGGCCGAGCGGCUCCUGCGGGACGGGCCCAACGCGCUGCGGCCGCCGCGGGGCACGCCGGGGCUCGUGCGCUUCGGGCGGCAGCUGGCCGGGGGCCUGCAGUGCCUCAUGUGGGUGGCCGCGGGCAUCUGCCUGAUCGCCUACGGCGUGCAGCGCGGGCAGGGCCAGCGCGGCGGCUCCGACGACCUGUACCUGGCCGUGGCCCUCAUGGCCGUCGUGGUGGUCACCGGCUGCUUCGGCUACUACCAGGAGUUCAAGAGCACCAACAUCAUCGCCAGCUUCCGCAACCUGGUCCCGCAGCAAGCCACGGUGGUGCGGGCGGGGCAGACGCUGCAGGUGAACGCGGCCGAGCUCGUGGUCGGGGACCUGGUGGAGAUCAAAGGCGGCGACCGAGUCCCGGCCGACAUCCGCGUGCUGGCAGCGCAGGGCUGCAAGGUGGACAACUCCUCGCUGACCGGCGAGUCGGAGCCGCAGACGCGCUCACCUGAGUGCACCCACGAGUCGCACCUGGAGACGCGCAACAUCGCCUUCUUCUCCACCAUGUGCCUGGAAGGCACGGCCACGGGGCUGGUGAUCAGCACAGGUGACCGCACGGUGAUCGGGCGCAUCGCCAGCCUGGCCUCAGGUGUGGAGAACGAGAAGACGCCGAUCGCCGUGGAGAUCGAGCACUUCGUGGACAUCAUCGCCGGCCUGGCCGUCUUCUUCGGCGCCACCUUCUUCGUGGUGGCCAUGCUCAUCGGCUACCCCUUCCUGCGCGCCAUGGUCUUCUUCAUGGCCAUCGUGGUGGCCUACGUGCCCGAGGGGCUGCUGGCCACCGUCACGGUGUGCCUGUCGCUGACGGCCAAGCGCCUGGCGCGCCGGAACUGCGUGGUGAAGAACCUGGAGGCCGUGGAGACGCUCGGCUCCACCUCGGUGAUCUGCUCCGACAAGACCGGGACGCUCACGCAGAACCGCAUGGCCGUGGCGCACCUGUGGUUCGACGGGCAGGUGCACGACGCCGACACCACCGAGGACCAGUCGGGUGAGGCCUUCGAGCAGCGCUCGGAGUCGUGGGCGCUGCUCAGCCAGGUGAUCACGCUCUGCAACCGCGCCCAGUUCAAACCCGGCCAGGAGGGCGUGCCCGUGGCACAGCGUGACGUCAUCGGCGACGCCUCCGAGUCGGCGCUGCUCAAGUUCGCGGAAGUGACGUCAGGGCCGGUGGCGGCCGCCAGGGGGCGCUUCCCGAAGGUGGCGGAGCUGCCGUUCAACUCCAGCAACAAAUUCCAGGUGUCGGUGCACGAGGCGGGCUCGCAGCAGCUCCUGGUGCUCAAGGGCGCCCCCGAGCGGGUCCUGGAGCGGUGCCGGGGUCACCUGCGCGGGGGGGAGGAGCUUCCGCUGGACCCCGAGUGGAGGCGGAGCGUGGAGGGGGCGUGUCUGGAGCUGGGGGGGCGGGGCGAGAGGGUGCUCGGGUUCUGUGCCCGCUGGCUGCCCGCUGGCACGGUGGCCCCGGGCACGCCGCCCGAGGCGCUGGCCGAGGUGGCCACCGGGCUCUGCUUCGCGGGGCUCGUGUCCCUCAUCGACCCCCCCCGGGCCACCGUGCCCCAGGCCGUGCGCAAGUGCCGGACGGCCGGGAUCCGGGUGAUCAUGGUGACAGGUGACCACCCGGUGACGGCCAAGGCCAUCGCGGCCGCCGUGGGAAUCAUCUCGGAGGGCAGCGAGACCCCCGAGGACGUGGCCGCGCGCCUGCACCUGCCCCUCGAGCAGGUGGAGCCCAGGCAGGCGCGGGCGCGCGUGGUCACCGGCCCCGAGCUGGCCGCGCUGGCCCCGGGCGCUCUCGAGGAGCUGCUCCGGAGCCACCCCGAGAUGGUUUUCGCUCGGACGUCGCCGCAGCAGAAAUUGGUCAUCGUGGAGAGCUGCCAGCGCCUGGGCGCCAUCGUGGCGGUGACAGGUGACGGCGUCAACGACUCACCUGCGCUGAAGAAAGCCGACAUCGGCGUGGCCAUGGGCGUGGCCGGCUCCGACGCCGCCAAGAACGCGGCCGACAUGAUCCUGCUGGACGACAACUUCGCCUCCAUCGUCACCGGCGUGGAGCAAGGCCGGCUGAUCUUCGACAACCUGAAGAAGUCCAUCGCGUACACGCUGACCAAGAACAUUCCGGAGCUGGCGCCGUACCUGGUCUACAUCACGGCCAGCGUGCCCCUCCCCCUGGGCUGCAUCACCAUCCUCUUCAUCGAGCUCUGCACCGACAUCUUCCCGUCGGUGUCGCUGGCCUACGAGCGCGCCGAGAGCGACAUCAUGCACCUGCGGCCGCGCGACCCCCGGCGCGACCGCCUGGUCAACGAGCCCCUGGCGGCCUACUCCUACUUCCAGAUAGGUGUGAUGCAGUCUCUGGCGGGGUUCACGGAUUACCUGGUGGCGCUGGCGCAGGAGGGCUGGUGGCCGCUGCUGCUGCUGGGGCUGCGCCCGCGCUGGGAGGACGCGCACGAGCAGGAGCUGCAGGACAGCUACGGCCAGCAGUGGACGUUCGCGCAGCGCAGGUACCAGCAGUACACCUGCUACACCGUGUUCUUCAUCAGCAUCGAGGUGUGCCAGAUCGCCGACGUGCUGAUCCGCAAGACGCGCCGGCUCUCCCUGCUGCAGCAGGGGCUCUUCCGGAACCGCACGCUGCUGGUGGCCAUCGUGUUCCAGGUGUGCAUCGGCUGCUUCCUCUGCUACUGCCCGGGGAUGCCCAACAUCUUCAACUUCAUGCCCAUCAGGUUCCAGUGGUGGUUGGUGCCGAUGCCCUACGGGCUCCUCAUCCUCGUCUACGACGAGAUCCGGAAACUCGGCGUGAGGCGGCACCCGGGCAGUUGGUGGGAUCGGGAGCUUUACUACUGAGAGGAACACCUGGGCACACCUGGGCACACCUGGGCUCACCUGGGCACACCUGGGCUCACCUGGGCACACCUGGGCACACCUGGGACCCUCCUUGGACCCUCCCUGGACACCUGGAGCUCACCUGGAUCCUUCCUUGGACACCUGGGGCUCACCUGGGCACACCUGGGACCCUCCCUGAACACCUGGGCACACCUGGGCACACCUGGGCACACCUGGGCCACCUCCGUGGACCCUCCUUUGAUACCUGAGACCCACCUGGGACCUCACCUGGGACCCCCCUUGAACACCUGGAACCCACCUGGACACCUGGGACCUCACCUGGAUACCUGAGACUGACCUGGAACCCACCUGGGACCCACCUGGGACCUGAAACCCACCUGGGACCCCCCUUGAACACCUGGGACCCACCUGGGACCUCACCUGGAUACCUGGAACCCACCUGGGACCCACCCUGCACACCUGAGACCAACCUGGGACUCACCUGUGAGCCCCCUUGAACACCUGAGACCCACCUGGGACUCACCUGGGACCCCCCCUUGAACACCUGGAACCCACCUAAGACCUCACCUGCACACCUGGGACCCACCUGAGACCCACCUGGGAACCCCCUUGAACACCUGGAACCCACCUGGACACCUGGGACCUCACCUGGAUACCUGAGACUGACCUGGGACCUCACCUGUGACCCCCCUUGAACACCUGGGACCCACCUGGGACCCCCACUGAACACCUGGAACCCACCUGAGACCUCACCUGGAUACCUGGGACCCACCUGAGACCCACCUGGGACCCACCCUGCACACCUGAGACCCACCUGAGACCCACCUGGAACCCACCUGGGACCCACCCUCCACACCUGAGACCCACCUGGGACCUCACCUGGACACCUGGGACCCACCUGGGACCCACCUGGGACUCACCUGGGGCCCCCAUUGAACACCUGGAACCCACCUGAGACCUCACCUGGAUACCUGAGACCCACCUGAGACCCACCUGGGACCCCACCUGGACACCUGGGACCACCCUUGGACCCCCCCAUGGACACCUGGAGCCCACCUGGGCCCCUCCCCCCUCACCUGGACUCGAUUCCCCCUCCCCCACCUCCCAUCCACCCCCCCCCCCACACCCCCCAAAUAAAGGCACAGGUGA